CAUAAGAGUCCCAAAAUGCUGGAAGCCAUGAAGUGGAAAGGUCUGUAGCUCGGUGGCUGAGAAAUUACCCAAAUAUACGAAUUCUCCUAGUCUGUGCUCUCAAACCCUAAUUUCAGUUCCUAUUUCUAAUUCUUUCCUCUCAGAAAGCUUUAUUGCUGGCGAUUUCAAAUAGAAAUGCGAUGAUCUUAUGACGCAUGAACCUAGUCCUAAACAAGAAGGGUUGACUUCCGAGGCUGCACGCUAUUGUUUCUAGUCGUGAUUGGAAGUGGCAAGACAGAUUCUGAUGGGGACUAUAUUGAGUUCUAGGGCUAGAAAUAGCGAGCUCUAUGAUGUUCCACAGGGCGAAACCUCCAAAAGGCAGAGGAUAUCUUCAAGCUUUUAUGAUGAGAACCCACGGCUAAUUCCGAUGCUUCCUGAUGAGAUAUCAAUACAGAUUCUUGCCAGACUUCCUAGAAGUUGCUACUUGAGUGUAAAACUAGUCUCAAGGAGUUGGAAAGCAGCUAUUUUGAGUACCGAGCUUUAUGAAGUCAGAAAAGAACUUGGAACAACGGAAGAGUGGCUCUAUGUUUUGACAAAGGUUGAAAAUGAUAAGCUGAUGUGGCAUGCUUUAGACCCACAGUCCAGAAAAUGGCAGAGGCUGCCACCGAUGCCCAAUUUCACUGGAGAAGAAGGAUCUAGAAGGGGCCUAUAUGGCCUUCGGAUGUGCAAGAUGGUGGGAUCGAGCUUCAGAGCUGCAGAUGCCAUAAGGGGCUGGCUUGGGAGGAAGGAUUCAUUGGAUCGGAUGCCCUUUUGUGGUUGUGCUGUUGGGGCUGUCAAUGGCUGCAUAUAUGUGCUAGGAGGAUUUUCUAAAGCAUCGACCUUGAGUUGUGUAUGGCGUUAUCAUCCAAUUCUGAACAACUGGGCUGAAAUGAGCCCCAUGUCCAUAGGUCGAGCCUACUGUAAGACAGGCGUGUUAAACAAAAAGCUUUAUGUUGUUGGAGGGGUUACUAGGGGCCGCAGAGGACUAACCCCUCUUCAGACAGCUGAAGUGUUCGAUCCUUGUACUGGCCUAUGGUCCCAAGUCCCAAGCAUGCCGUUUUCACAGACUCAGGUGCUACCAACUGCUUUUUUGGCCAAUUUGCUUAAACCUAUAGCGACUGGAAUGACAUCAUAUAGAGGGAAACUAUAUGUGCCUCAGAGUUUAUAUUGUUGGCCUUUUUUCGUUGAUGUUGGAGGGGAGGUUUAUGAUCCGGAAACAAAUUCAUGGGUUGAAAUGCCGGUUGGCAUGGGAGAGGGGUGGCCUGCAAGGCAAGCAGGAACCAAAUUGAGUGUCAUUGUCAAUGAUGACUUGUACGCUUUGGAUCCUUCGAGUUUUUUGAAUAGUGCUAUGAUCAAAGUUUAUAAUCAUGUAGAUGAUUCUUGGAAAGUGGUUGCAGGAGAUGUCCGUAUCCGCGAUUUUGCUGAUGCUGAGUUGCCUUGUCUGCUUGCUGGUUUUCUUGGGAAGCUUCAUGUGAUCACGAAAGACACGAAUCACAACAUUGCUGUCAUGCAGGCUGAAAGACGAGACCAUUUGAGUUCUUUGGCUUCAACUUCAUCAACCUCUCUAGAUGAUGAUGAUGAGGAUGAUGAUGACUUGGUAGGUUCUGAGUCAAAUGAAUGGAAGGUCAUUGCCACUAGGAGUGCUGGUUCUGAGGAACUUGUCAAUUGCCUAACCCUUGAUAUCUAGAAUUAUAUUAUGGGGUAAUUACACUUUAACACCUCAACUAUUAUUAAAUAUCACUUUAUCUUUCUCGACUUUAGAACUGUACAUUUGAACCCUUCAAUUGAUGCAUCAUUUGACGAGGGUGGUCAUGUUAUGUGGUAUGUAUGACAUAUCCUUUUCUUGUAAAGGAUCAAUCUGCCAAUCAUUUUCCGGCAUUGUUGUAGAGAUCAGCUGCAUGUUCACUUACGGAAUUGUGUAAACUCAAAUUAAAUAUAUUUGAGCAUGUUUUCAUCAACUUUUAUUACAGCAAAAUGAUUUGUCUUGUGU
Molecule: messenger RNA, 2008 nt
Organism: Camellia sinensis
Lineage: Eukaryota; Viridiplantae; Streptophyta; Magnoliopsida; Ericales; Theaceae
Product: F-box/kelch-repeat protein At1g22040
Molecular function (GO): protein binding
Source: RefSeq, a predicted model, not a curated record